Messenger RNA from Naegleria fowleri, 3579 nucleotides. RefSeq lists its product as uncharacterized. Bases 1 to 3579 code for a protein of 1192 amino acids. The record is from RefSeq and is a predicted model, not a curated record. Gene Ontology annotation, cellular component: nucleus. Lineage: Eukaryota; Heterolobosea; Eutetramitea; Acrasida; Naegleriidae. Gene Ontology annotation, biological process: regulation of cell cycle. The transcript has a single exon.
AUGAUGAUGGAAGACGACCCCAGUGAAUUCAGUAAUGAAGAAGAAAAUAUGGACGAUGAGGAUUUUUCGCUUAGGAUUGCCAAUGAGAGUGAAACCGAUAAAUCAGGAGCAUCCGCAGAUGAAGUAGUAAAACCACAAAAGAAGCAAAAAUCCACAAAAAAGCGGAAAUCAUCGAGUACUAAACGAAAGUCAAAGAAAUCCGAUACAAAAGAAGUCAAGGUAACCAUCAAAUUAGGAGAUAUGGACACUACUGUCGCGAGUAGUAGCAUUUCUAAAGGCGAAAACGAUGACGAAAAUGACGAAGCUUCAGAGGAGCCUACACAACAAAAGAAAAAAAGAAGAGCAAGAAAACCCAAAAAUACUAUGGUAGUAGAUCCUAAUAUUCCUCCCGAUGCACAGCUUCCUGUAAAGUUUGGCACGUCACAAGUCGUUUCACUUGGAAGAAUUGAGUAUAAUAAUCCAAAUUAUCACAACGACAGAUAUAUUUUCCCUAUUGGAUACAAAGCUGAAAAAAAUUACAUGUCUUACAAAAAUCCAGGAGCUAAAGCCAUCUAUACAUGUGAAAUUUUGGAAGGAGAUGAUGCACCUAUUUUCAAGAUUACUCCCUCUGACGACACAAUUUCAUAUACCUCUUCAACACCAAGUGGUGCCUGGUCAGCAGUAAUUAAGACCGUACAAGAAUCUAGAAAUAAGAGCAUGAAGACAUGCACUGUAUCAGGUCCAGAAUAUUAUGGUUUGUCAAAUUCUAAAGUAAGACAUCUGAUUGAGCUUCUUCCCAAUGCUGAAAAAUGUACCCAGUACAAGAGAAAGUUUGUAAAUCCAGAAGAAGAUAACGAAUCCCAAUCUACCAAAAAGAGAGGCCGAAAGAAAAAGGAAGAAAAGACAGAAGAUUCUUUGACGACAAAAAGAAAACGAUCAUCAAAAAAUGUACAUGAUUUGGAUGGAGAGAGUGAGAAAGAAAAUGAAGAAUUGAAAACUAAAAAGAAGAAAUCUAAUCAAAUCAAAUCGGAAGAAACGGAAAAUGAAGAGGAAGAAGAAAGUGAUGAAGAACCGUCAAAUGUUUUAAUUUUCAAAGAUCCUCUCUUUACUGACGAAGGUAUUCCAGAUGCUGUAUCCAAAAUUUAUAGGGAGGGGCUUCCAUUCCUGAGAAAGUAUCAACAUACAAAUUAUACUGAUAACAUUACGACCUUUGAUGGUCAUAAUGAGCUUAUUUAUUUGAAAUACAACUGCUAUACACAAAGUGAAGUGCAGGAAUUUGUCAAAGACUGUUCGAAUGCUGUAAAACAGGCCCAAUUAGAAUUACUUCCAGAAGAAACAUCUAGGAAAAAGGAUGCCGAUAAGGAAAAACUUCAAGUUGAGAAGUACGAAAAAUCUGAAACAAGGACUCCAAAAGAAAUUUUAAAUAGCAUGUGGGAGCUUCCUUACGUUUUUACUUCAUUGGAAUUUCUUAGGCCUGUACUAAAAAUUGCUGAAUUUGAUUAUGAUGAAUUUGAGGAUGCAUUACUGCAUCCAGAAUUGUGUAAUGGUUUAAUGGCAGAUCUCAUCAUUCGAUUGAUUAAGGGCCCUGCAUUGGACCGGAAAUCACAUGCUUUGCUGGAUCCUGCUUCCAUAAGGUGGAAAACAGUCCUGAAAAACAAGAUUGAUACUCUGCAACCAAACUAUAGACUGUGGCAAGUUAGUCCAUUAUUACUCACCACAUAUGACGAGAUUUCUCCUCAAUGGAGACUCAUUAUUCUCAAAGCUCUUUUGGAUUGGAAGUUUGAUACAAAUCAGAGAGUUAUCGAUUAUUCAAGGAAUCAUUAUGGUCUGGGCAUGCUGUUUGAACCCAUUGCAAAGGAAAAGGGUGUAAAAUAUUGGUAUUUUGGUGACCACAUUGGAAGACUCUACAUUGAACAUCCUCCUUCUUCUAAAUCGAAUGGAUCUUGGGAACUUAAAUGUUCAUCCGUUGAAGAAUUCGAAAAGUUCUUGGAAGAACUUAAGUCUAAGAAUGAAUCAUCAGAAGAAAAAGCAUCUCUUGUGGAAUAUAUCGAAACUGUGAUAAGAAAUUUGAAAAACAAUGAAGACACUAGAAAGAUUGAACAGAAACGCCAGGAUAGAGAGAAUAUGUUAGUGAGACGAGCGAGAGAAAGAGAAGAAGAGGAUCGAGAACUUCAAAAGCAACACGAACUCGAAACAAAGGCUCUUCUGGAAGAAAUUGAACAUGAAAAGGAAGAGGCUCCCUUGGCAGACCAAAGUGCAGCUGAAGGCUCUGAAGCUAACGAUGUUCACACAACCAAAUUGAGAAGUGGUAGAGCUGUUAAAAAUAUUAACUUUUCUGUAUUUGGAGAAGAAGAAGACGGAGAAGGAGGCGAUGAAAAGCGUAGUCUUAGGCCAAGAAGAAGGAAAUCUUAUAAAGAAUCAGCAGAAGAUGACGAAAAACGAAACAAAGACGAUGAGGAAUUUGUUCUGGAUGAAAAUGAAGAUGACGAUGAAGAGGAGUAUGAAAAUGAAGACGAUGAUGACGAAGACUUUAGCUCAGAAGAAGAGGAAUAUGUUGACAAAAAGAAAAGAACCUCUUCUAAAUCCAACAAAGCUGUCUCUCAACCAAGUAUGCAACAACAAACACAACAGCUGAAAAAACCAACAUCUCAGCAGAACAACCUAAGAAUGCAAGUGAACAAUGUCAGUGGAGUACAUCUUUCUGGUAUUGGAAUGAACAUGAUGCAAACAUCCAUGAAUCCAAUGGCACUAAACGCUCAAAGAAAUGCAGCCAAUCAAAACUCUAAAAGAGGACAACAACCUCCAAUAAUGUCUCCCAAUCGACAAAUGCCUCAAAACAAUGUGAACAACAUGUUAAGAGCACAACAACUGAACCAACUUCAAAGACAGCUACAGAGCGGCGCAAUUACUCCACAGCAGUUGUUGCAACUUCAGCAAAAACAAGGUCAACAACCUGGUUAUCAAAUACCAAACCAGCUACCGCAACAACAAGCACAACAACCCCUUCUAGGCCUUACGCAACAACAACUUGCCUUUUUGAUGAAAUCCAUACAAGAGUAUCAGCAACGAAAUGCUGGCUCAAUCCCACCUUCUGUUCCUAACAAUAACCCUACACAAACAAACGGUCCUGUUGGUAUUCCUCAGAGCAAUCCAUUCGUCAGUGCUUUGCAACUCAGAAAAAUGAUCAGUGACAAUCAAUCUGCUGAUGGAAAUGGAAGUGCAUCUAUUCAACGCCCUGGCCUACCACAACAACCUAUCCAACCAACUUCUCAACCCUUAACUCCACAACAACAGGCCUCUCAGCAAAAUUUGAUCUUGCAACUUCUUCAACAGCGUCAAGGCAUUGCCAAUAAUCAAGCAGCAAACAUGACCAAUCUUCAACAACAGCCUCCUUUGAACAUAUUGGCUCAAUCAUUGCUUUCUCAACAACAAAGGCAACAACAGAUGCCAACUAUGCCUAUUCCUCUUCAACAACCUCAAAUGCCUGUGCAACCUUUACAACCUAUUCAACCACCUCCACAGCCACAACAACAACCAACACAGCAAUCCCAACAAUCAGAUUUGGAUGAUUUGUUUUUUGGCGAAGAUUCGUUUACUUAA